This is a messenger RNA of Fukomys damarensis (Damara mole-rat), 2916 nucleotides long. RefSeq names its product protein inhibitor of activated STAT 3 (gene Pias3). The transcript has 14 exons. Gene Ontology annotation, biological process: regulation of transcription by RNA polymerase II; protein sumoylation. Gene Ontology annotation, molecular function: SUMO ligase activity; transcription coregulator activity; zinc ion binding. The coding region runs from base 160 to 2010 and encodes 616 amino acids. Lineage: Eukaryota; Metazoa; Chordata; Mammalia; Rodentia; Bathyergidae. The record is from RefSeq and is a predicted model, not a curated record.
CCCGAGCUCCGGGCGGGCGGAGCUGCGGCGGCCGAGGCCAGCUGCUGGAAGAUCGGUCGGUGCAGAUCGCCGGAGCGGUGUGGAGCCACUUCGCCCACCUCCCUACGCCCGCUCUGGGCCUCUCGAGCCCCCUCGGCGCUCCCCGCAGUGGUGCUGCACAUGGUGAUGAGUUUCCGGGUGUCUGAGCUCCAGGUGCUCCUCGGCUUUGCUGGCCGGAACAAGAGUGGACGGAAACACGAGCUCCUGGCCAAGGCCCUGAACCUCCUCAAGUCCAGCUGUGAUCCCAGUGUCCAGAUGAAGAUCAAAGAGCUUUACCGUCGGCGCUUUCCCAGGAAGACCCUGGGGCCCUCUGAUCUCUCCAUGCUCUCUCUGCCCCCUGGCACCUCUCCUGUAGGCUCUCCUGGCCCCCUAGCUCCCAUUCCCCCAGCCCUCCUGGCCCCUGGCACCCUGCUGGGCCCCAAGCAUGAGGUGGACGUGCACCCCUCUCUUGCCCAGCCCGUGCACCCCGAUGUCACCAUGAAACCAUUGCCUUUCUAUGAAGUCUACGGGGAGCUCAUUCGACCUACCACCCUCGCAUCCACUUCUAGUCAGCGGUUUGAGGAAGCACACUUUACUUUCGCCCUCACCCCCCAGCAAGUACAGCAGAUUCUCACGUCCAGAGAGGUUCUUCCAGGAGCCAAAUGUGAUUAUACCAUACAGGUGCAGCUUAGGUUCUGUCUCUGUGAGACCAGCUGCCCCCAGGAGGAUUAUUUCCCCCCCAACCUCUUUGUCAAGGUCAAUGGGAAACUGUGCCCCCUGCCGGGUUACCUUCCCCCCACCAAGAAUGGGGCAGAGCCCAAGAGGCCCAGCCGCCCCAUCAACAUCACCCCCCUGGCUAGACUUUCGGCCACUGUUCCCAACACCAUCGUGGUCAACUGGUCAUCUGAGUUUGGACGGAAUUACUCCUUGUCUGUGUACCUGGUGAGGCAGUUGACUGCAGGGACCCUUCUACAAAAACUCAGAGCCAAGGGGAUCCGGAACCCGGACCACUCCCGGGCAUUGAUAAAGGAGAAGCUGACCGCUGACCCUGACAGUGAGGUGGCUACUACGAGUCUGCGGGUGUCACUCAUGUGCCCGCUAGGGAAGAUGCGCCUGACUGUCCCGUGUCGUGCCCUCACCUGCGCCCACCUGCAGAGCUUCGAUGCCGCCCUUUACCUACAGAUGAAUGAGAAGAAGCCAACGUGGACGUGUCCCGUGUGUGACAAGAAGGCACCCUACGAAUCUCUCAUUAUUGACGGUUUAUUCAUGGAGAUUCUUAAUUCCUGUUCGGACUGUGAUGAGAUACAGUUUAUGGAAGAUGGUUCCUGGUGCCCAAUGAAACCCAAAAAGGAGGCAUCUGAGGUUUGCCCCCCACCAGGGUAUGGGCUGGAUGGCCUCCAGUACAGCCCAGUCCAAGAAGGAAAUCCAUCAGAGAGUAAGAAGAAGGUUGAAGUUAUUGACUUGACAAUAGAAAGCUCUUCUGAUGAGGAGGAUCUACCUCCAACCAAGAAGCACUGUCCUGUUACCUCAGCUGUCAUCCCGGCCCUACCCGGAAGCAAAGGAGUCCUGACUUCUAGUCACCAGCCAUCCUCGGUGCUGCGGAGCCCUGCAGUGGGCACGCUGGGCGGCGACUUCCUGUCCAGUCUCCCACUACACGAGUACCCACCUGCCUUCCCCCUGGGGGCCGACAUCCAAGGUUUAGAUUUAUUUUCUUUUCUUCAGACUGAGAGUCAGCACUAUGGUCCUUCGGUCAUCACCUCGCUAGAUGAACAAGAUGCCCUUGGCCACUUCUUCCAGUACCGGGGGACCCCUUCCCACUUUCUGGGCCCCCUGGCCCCCACGUUGGGCAGCUCGCACCGCACCUCCACUCCAGCACCCCCCGCUGGGCGCGUCAGCAGCAUUGUGCCUCCUGGAGGGUCGUUGCGGGAGGGACCCCUGCCUUCUGGUCCCUCCUUGACUGGCUGUCGGUCAGACAUCAUUUCCCUAGACUGAAUUCCUUGGAUUGUGAAACCUUCACUGUCCCUCAGCACAGAGCAAGUGUGCUGUGGUGGUGCAGCCCCUGGCCACUCUGACCCCUAGGGGGGUUUUGGCCAAAGGCCCGACAGAUCUUCACGGAUACCACUUUUGGCCUGUCUACCAAGGCCAGCACCCAAAGGGUUAAUAUUUAACCUCUUUUUAAAGACACCGGGGUCUAUUUUUGGAAGUGUUCUUUGGAUGGCAGCACAUUCCUUUGGGUAUGUUUGUUAACUCAGGCAGUGGGGGGCCGACGGGAUGAGUUGGGGAGAUGGCCCGAAUCAUCAGCCUUCUCGCUGUCUAGAGUGGGAAAGGUUUCUCCUCUUGUCUCCAAGGUGCCCCUCUUCCUUCCCAUCCCCCAAACCCAACCGUCUGUUCUUUCCAUGUUUAUUCCAUUCCCUUUAGCCACACAGACAGGUGGUAAAACCAAGACAGCAGUUUCAGAGAUAGACAGAGAUCUCUAUUUUGGGUUGAAGAUUUUUUUGUACAUAAAUGAGAAAAACCAAAACACUCCAAAGAUGACUUCCCUUGCCUCCUACUUCCCAGUAUGACUGAGAAGAUAAGGCCUUAGUCGUGAUCUCCAGGGGUCUGGAAGCAGGGAGGGCCUGGUCUAUUGCCCAGGUCUCUCUCUAUUUAUAUAUAUUUAAGUUCACAAUGUUUCUUAAUGCCAAUCGGCCCAGGGCCUAAGCUUCCAGAGACCCAUGGCCUGGUGGGUAGGCCUGGCUCUUUCUGCACCUUCCCUGGGUGGUUGGAGGAGCGUGUGCCCUCCUUCCAGUCUUUGUUUUUUCAGGCUCCUCUGGGGCCUAGGACUUGGUUGUAAUUUUACUUUUUAUUCCCAAAGUUGUAGCAAAGUUCUCACCCACAAUAAAGGUUGUGAAUGUUCAU